AUGUCGUCGUCGUCGUCGUCGUCGUCGUUAUCAUCAUCGACGGAUGAAGAUAUAUUUCAGGAUGUUUUGCCGAAAUUAAUGUCCACUAUUCGAGCUGCAAGUGCACUAGGAGCACAAGAUGUAAACUUUCUCAAAUCAGUAGAUGCUGAUAUUGGUGCUGAGAUAGAUACGCGAGGUGUUGAAAUGCUAUCAGUUGUCAAUGGUCUUCUUAGAUGUGCGUCGUCACAAAUAAACCAGAUUGAGCCUCUAGAAUUUGGUAAGGAAAAUAUCACCAGUGACUCUUCAUGGAAGCCUAUCGGCAAUAUCAUUGACUCAAUAUUUGAAAAAAUUGACUAUACAUUUGACCAAGUGAGUAGACGUCGAACCAAUGAUGGUGGCGAUGGUGAAGGUAGCUCUCAAAAACAAUAUUUAGAAGAAGGUAUCAGUAUCAGCCACUUGACGAAAGAUGGAAAGAAUGCUAGGGUACCGAAACCUCAGAAAUACUUUAAAGUAGCCGUGGAUAACUCUGAAGAGAAACCGUUUAAGCCUAAACUUACCACUAAACCUAAUUCGCUACAAACAUUGGAGGCGGUGAGCAAACUUGUGAGCCCAGCCCCUGUUUAUGAGGAUUCCGUUGAGCUUGUUGACCCGCCAUAUUAUCCUCAUCCAUAUGAAUAUGAAAUCGAUAACCAUCCGUACCCAGCAUCUAUACUUGAGAAAGCCGAACCUAUUCCCCCUACAGAAUGGACAAAAACAUCGGCAAUUUGGGUAGAUACUGUAGAGGAGUUGGACAAAAUGAUUGAAGAGUUGAAAAAUCUGGAAGCAAUUGCCGUCGAUUUGGAACACCAUGACUAUCGGUCGUACUAUGGAUUGGUUUGCUUGAUGCAAAUAUCCAACCGUGAAAAAGAUUGGAUUAUUGAUACGUUGAAAUUGAGGGAUGACUUGUCAAGCUUGAAUCUUAUUUUCACAAACCAUGAGAUUGUUAAAGUUUUUCAUGGUGCAUUCAUGGACAUCAUAUGGCUUCAAAGAGAUUUGGGAUUGUAUAUUGUAUCAUUAUUUGACACUUAUCAUGCUUCUAGACAACUAGGUUUUACAAAAUUUUCAUUACAAUAUUUGUUAGAUACGUUUGCUCAUUUUAGAACGUCAAAGAAAUACCAAUUGGCAGAUUGGAGAAUCAGACCAUUACCGCAACCUAUGUUGGCAUAUGCUAGAUCUGAUACUCACUUUUUGUUGUACAUUUAUGAUCAGCUUCGCAACAAAUUGAUUGAUGAAGAAAAAUUACCACGCGUUUUACACGAAUCGAGGCAAGUGGCAAAAAGAAGGUUUGAAUAUACCAAGUUUCGACCUCUUUCAAACAAUUUGACAAAUAAAGUAUCAUGUCCGGUCAUGGCCUCAAACCCAAAAGAACCUUGGCGCUCGAUAAUGUAUCAGUACAAUGUGCCAGCUUACAAAAAACAUAUUGUCGAACUUCUUUAUAAUUGGAGGGACUUGAAGGCAAGAGAAGAGGAUGAGUCUGUACGAUAUAUUAUGCCAAAUCAAUUGUUGGUAUCUUUGGCAAUGUUGGAGUCACCAGUGGACACAAGUAAAAUUCUCAAUGUUCCCACCUAUAUCUCGGAACACGUGAGGUUGCACGCAAGGGAAAUUGCACACUUGAUUGAGCAGUGUUUGAAAGAGAGUGAACAGAGUGAUUGGGAGAUGGUGGACAAGUGGCAUGUUGAUGUGAGCGACCAGAGUCCUGAGUUGUUGUUGAAUGUUGCCAAAGUAAAUGAUGUGUUUGAAGCUUUGCUUUUAAAAAUGGAAACCACUGCUGCUGAGAAUCCUUCAUUGUUGGGUAAAAAGUCUACCGUCUUUUGUAGCGAUAAUACUCAAGAGGGUUUUCCAACAUCUGUAUUCGAAGUUACCUCUGCCGGUGUUGUCAAACAUGACUUUAGAGAAGCACGUGCAGAACGACAGGAAAAAGUGUGGAACACGUUGGCAAAUUUCAAUCCUCAGAGGUCUGUUGUAGUAGAGGACAUUGAUACAAGCGACCACCACGAUCAUCAAUUGGAAGAGACUGCUUUAGAGAGAGGCGUUGGUUCUGAAACUGAACCAAAAAAGCCCUUGUCAGGCCAACAAAUUCUUUUCAAUAAAGACAAGAAUAUUGAUUCUGACCAGAUAGUCACCCUUCGGAAUAAUAGUAGAACCAGUACCAGUGGUAGUAGUGGUAGUAGUGGUAGUAGUAGUGGCAUCAAAAGACGUUUGGAGAAAUUUGAUUUAAAAGUUCAACAGCAGGAUGAAUCACCGGUGGAUUACGUUAAUGCGGAUAAAAUACUUAUAGAUACGGACAAGAAAAAGGAUAAGAAUAAGAAGAAGAGGUCUUUUGACCCAUACUCCAAAGAUGCGGAAGGUCCUAAGGCGGCAAAGAAAAAUAAGACAAUGACUACAGGAAGAACUUCAACAUAUAAAGUAAAAAAGAAUAAAUAG
Molecule: messenger RNA, 2442 nt
Organism: Lodderomyces oxycetoniae
Lineage: Eukaryota; Fungi; Ascomycota; Pichiomycetes; Serinales; Debaryomycetaceae
Gene: RRP6
Product: exosome nuclease subunit
Exons: 1
Coding region: 1-2442 (813 amino acids)
Biological process (GO): exonucleolytic trimming to generate mature 3'-end of 5.8S rRNA from tricistronic rRNA transcript (SSU-rRNA, 5.8S rRNA, LSU-rRNA); nuclear polyadenylation-dependent snoRNA catabolic process; histone mRNA catabolic process
Cellular component (GO): nuclear exosome (RNase complex); nucleolus
Molecular function (GO): single-stranded RNA binding; nucleotide binding; 3'-5'-RNA exonuclease activity
Source: RefSeq, a predicted model, not a curated record